Molecule: messenger RNA, 896 nt
Organism: Drosophila willistoni
Lineage: Eukaryota; Metazoa; Arthropoda; Insecta; Diptera; Drosophilidae
Exons: 3
Coding region: 304-801 (165 amino acids)
Source: RefSeq, a predicted model, not a curated record
CCAAGAAUGCCUGGGAUUUGGCUGAAAUUCGACAUGCCUUGUUUGCACAGCAUUUGAAUCAUUCGACAUCGUGUGCUCGUAGUUCACAGUUCAUACUAGAAACAAUACAGUCAAGUUUAUAAUAAAAAUGUUGAUAAUUAUCAUUAAACAAAAAUCUAAGAGAGAUGUGCAAUUUAGCAUUUCCAAUUAUGAAACCAUUUUUAGUUUGAAAAAAAGAUUGAAAAACGUUUGGGAAUUCCUGCCGGACAAUGUGACAUUUGGUCAACAGACGGAAAUAUCGCAGACGCCGAUCUUAUAUUGGAAAUGCCAGGAGUUCAGGACGGUGAAAAUAGCGACAGUCGACCGGUUAUAUCAGUCUAUGACGGUAGUAAUUAUGUGGGUCGGCUUGUGGUGAUCGAAAAGGGCAAAGAGACUGUGUCGCCGGUAAGCAGCAGCUUGUCAGUGCUGGAACAAAGUUCAGAUUCCAGCAGUGAAUCUAUCGAAAAAUGUAUAAAACCACAGGCUCAGAAACGAAUAAUAAAUCAUGAUUUACCUUCGGAGAAUAAGAGAUAUAAGGUGGACCCUACCGUGAGCGAGGAAAGCUCGGAAAACACAUCAUCAGGUCCCUGUUCGAUGCAUGCGGAAUGGUCCCAUGCGAUAUUAAAUCUCGUGCUUCUAGUUCAGAUGAGGAAGAUGAUCAGCCAAUGGACAAAGAAGCAAGCAAUGAUGCACCAUUCGUUGAUAUUCUCCCGGAAAACAGGCCAUUUGUUGUUGUCAUCUCGGCGUCCGCCUGCAACAACAGAGACUUCUGCAAACUAUUGAAUGAAUUUUUUAAAAGCUUUGCUGGAUACAGAAACGUCGGAUGCCUAAAGUUCAAUAAAGAAACACCGGUUCAAGAAUAUAGUGGAAGGCUAUAC